This is a messenger RNA of Micropterus dolomieu (smallmouth bass), 591 nucleotides long. RefSeq names its product neurocan core protein-like. The transcript is spliced from 3 exons. The record is from RefSeq and is a predicted model, not a curated record. Lineage: Eukaryota; Metazoa; Chordata; Actinopteri; Centrarchiformes; Centrarchidae. The coding region runs from base 1 to 507 and encodes 168 amino acids.
AUGAAUUGGUCCAGUGCUCAGAAGUACUGCAGGGAGAACUUCGUUGACCUGGCCACCGUGAGGAGUUACACUGAAAACCAGAAGAUGCAGAACUUCAUGACUGGAAACUUGGCAUGGAUUGGUUUGUUCAGAGAUCCUGAUGUUUACUGGUCUGAUGGGAGUGGCUCUUCAUUCACAUACUGGACCACAGAUUACUACCCAAUUGGUUCAUUGAGUGUCGCAUGUGGUGUUGCAGCUUCGCAGAGUUCAGGAAGAUGGAAGUUUCUUCCCUGUGAAACUAGAUUACCAUUUGUCUGCUACAGCUUCCCUGUAAAGAGGCAGGCAGUAAAGCUGAGGAUAAAGCCAGAGGACUCCUCUGUGGAUCUGAAUGACCCUGCUGUGAAAGCUGACAUGCUGAAAAAGCUCCAGGACAGGCUGAAGGAGAAAGGAGUGAGUGGAGUCACCCUGAAGUGGAGAGAGCAGCCUGAUGGGAAAGUCUUCCACAAGAAGGACAAGACUGAGCUCUAAAACUAGUCCUGAGUGCUUAACCAGAACCCUGAAUCCAUCCUGUAGACUGUCAUAGGAGAGUUUUGUGUCUCAUCAACAAUAUAU